AUGUCCACCACGGCGCCCGCCAUUCUCGUUUUCUACACUCGACGACCAGACUUCACGCCUGCUCAGUUCAGAGAGUACAUGGAGUCGAAGUAUAUUCCCAUCAUCAAGGAAGUAUUCGGCCCCCUUGCCCCGGUCUUGACGACCGUGCGGUACGUUGAGCGAUGCGGCUCAGGCUUUGGAGACAGGCUAGGGGCCACUCUUGCAUCGAAACAUCGGAAUGAUGAGAAUGCGCCAGUGGUACUCGUGGGCUAUCCCAAGGAUCUCGGAUGGGAUGCGAUGGUUGAGAUGUCCUUCAAGGAUGAUUUGCAUCUGAUGCAGUGUUAUGCUGCGUCGAACAGCGCAGAAGCACAGCGGAUGAAAGACGCAGAAGAAGAGUUCACAAUACCGGAAGUCAUGAAAGUUGUAUUGAUGGACCGUGUGUAUAUGACUGAUCGAAGGGAAGACGAGAAAAAGGAGUCUUAG
This is a messenger RNA of Didymella exigua CBS 183.55, 462 nucleotides long. RefSeq lists its product as uncharacterized. The transcript is spliced from 2 exons. Bases 1 to 462 code for a protein of 153 amino acids. Lineage: Eukaryota; Fungi; Ascomycota; Dothideomycetes; Pleosporales; Didymellaceae. Gene Ontology annotation, molecular function: oxidoreductase activity. The record is from RefSeq and is a predicted model, not a curated record.